Molecule: messenger RNA, 2609 nt
Organism: Moneuplotes crassus
Lineage: Eukaryota; Ciliophora; Spirotrichea; Euplotida; Euplotidae
Source: the annotation of a GenBank genome assembly
AUUUGUUCAUCGUAAAAUUAUGGAUAAGAACCAUUAUAAGACACUAUCAAAUAAAGCGAUACAGUACGGAGGACAGAAGAAGGCUAAUUCCCGGCCAAAUAGGAGGAUAUUUAACAACAAAUAGAACAUUUAUGGAGAAUCGCAAGAAAGUCCCUCAAAUUCUUGGAAAUAGGAACUUCAAUUUGCCAAAGAACAAACCGAUGAAUCUGAAUAGGUUUAAGUCUCCAGUCCCUUCUCUGAGUAAUCGUUUUGUAACAAUGAUUGAUGGAAAGAUGAGGAGUCCUAAUAUAAAAUUAAGGGGUAGGCAAAAUCCCAGCUCAAGGAACAAUUCCUCUAACAUCACUCCACUUACAAUGAAGCGGGUCUUUAGCAAGGCUAAGAAUCGGAUUCCAAAAACUGGUUAUAUGACACAAUUGGCUGGAAUUCGGAAGAUUCCAAAAAGCCAAAAGAAAACUCAUAUCAGAUCUUCUGACUCAAACAAAAAUGUAUCAUUAGCCAAGCAGGAUACACUACUUACAGAAACUGAUUUUAGUGAAUUUCCGGAUGUGGCGCCGAAAAAUAUGAGCACUAAUCGGAAGAAUUAUAAGAAAAUUCAGACGAAAAUCGGAUCUCCAAACGUUCGAAAGCUAGACAUGGGAAAAGCGAGGAGGAAAAGGAAAGAAAGCUUGGUGGAUAAAAUUCUUCAAGGCAUUUCUAAGGGAAUGCGCUCCCCUGCAGCUAGACAGUUGAAACCUUUACCCAAUAGUAAAAUAGCCGCUCAGAGAAGAGGGAAAGGUAAAACUAAUGGGAAAGUUACAAAUAUGCAAACCAUCCAGAGGGGUAAAAAGUCCAUCCAUAAUUUGAAUGAAACUCAUAUAACAUCCUUCAUCAGUAGCUCUGCCUUUCGAAAUGUUCAUAAAAAGUUAAAAUAAGCUUCAGUCACAAAUUGGUAAUCAUCCAUCAAAAUAGGUCAUUUGCUAGCCACAGCAGAAGUAGAAGGAGGAUUACUUUAUCCAAUACAAAAACUCCAAAUUAUAAAGAGAGUGUUGCUGAAAGAGCCCAAAGGUACAUCUCAAGGAAACGGAAUGAUGAGAAUAGCAAACUAGAGAGAAAGCGUACUGGCUCCAUUAACUCCGUCCAAUUUAAGAAGCGCAGAAAAUUUGGAAAUCGGAUAAAAUCAGAAGAUGACUUCGAGCCAAGAAGAUUUCGAGACUCAAAUGAACAUCUAUAUACAGAUACAAUAGAAAAUUAUCAGGAAGAAAUGUCCCAAGGAAUCGUGGAAACAUCCGAAAGUGAGCUUGAGAAAAUCCCUGAAGGAGCUAAGUUCAUCACCAGUAGUGAUCAAAAGUCUAAGAAAUCUUCUACGAAGAAACGAAGCCGGAAGAAUGCGAGAUACUCGAUAGUUCCAGUAGAUUUAUUGAACAAAGUUAAUGUUUUUGAUAAAGAGAAGAUUCAUCGUAAAGCAACUUCCUCUAAGAAAAAAUACUAUGAUAUGAGUGUGACACCUGUUCGUGGUACCCAGGCAAGAAAUAGAAAGAACACUGCAACAAGCCAAUUUCUCAUGAUGAAGAAUUUCCGAGAUAGUCGAAGUAUCCUAAAGAAGCGGAAGUUAAAGCUAGGGCAGAUUAUCUUCAAGAAACCCACUAAUCUAAAGAACAGUAGGAUAAAGAACUCUUCUGAAUAUUCAACUGCUUCUCAGAAGGGAAGCAAAGAGCUGGGUUUCAAAUCUUUAAUGUCAAUUAAUUCUAAGAGAACAAAGCAAAAGAAGAUCAGAAGUAGAGCCAAGCAGAGAGGAACCAUUAAAAUCAAAUAACAACUUAGGAAUCAUCCAGGAGGAAGGAAAUAAAAAGAAGAAUAAGAGGAGCAGAAUGCCACCUUAUAAAAGUAAUAACCAGAGGCUCAUUAAAAAGUCCCAAGGAGAAGAGAGCUAUUUGACUGUCAAAUUCUCCAAUCCCAAGGGAGAUCGAAGAAGGACCGUCUGCAGUAUUAUAAGUGAUGAUGAGAGCAUUGAUAAGAAAAAGAUCUUUUCAGAGAGACUCCCAACUUCUUCACACAAGGUAAGCUCAAGGUCAGGUCAGAAAAAUACUGCUGGGAAUGGAAGCCAAAACCACAGAUAUGAGUCAAGCUAUACCUAUGAAUCUUCUAUUACCAGCACUGAUAAAGAUGAUAUACUUGAUGAGAAGGAAGAAGAGAAAAUGCUAGCUAAGAUGCUCAAACAGAGCUAUGUUAGGAGAAGCACUGAAUUCGAUGGCAACGGUACUCCAAAUCUGACUGAUAUGCCAUCAAAGAGGCGACCCUCCUCUGCUCUGAGUCGAGAAAGCUUCUUUAUUCCUUAUAUGUUUGCUAAAGAGAACGAGAGGAAUACAAAUGAAAAUAAAGAUAAAGCAAAGGCAAUUGCAGCACUUGAAGUUUCAGAAAGAUUAGGGGACAAAUCAAGCUAUUGAGACUAUGUUGAAAGCAAAGGAGAGUCUCCCCAAAAAUCUCCAGCAUCCAACGAAUCCAAACAGUUAAAAAUUCCUGUACGGCCGAAGAAAGGCGAUCAAAUUUCGAUGACCGAUGUUAGAGCAGUUGCCAAAAAUAACUCAUAAAGUCCAUUUAAUGAUUUAUAAUCUAUAAGUUUAUAUUAUUCC